This is a messenger RNA of Lutzomyia longipalpis, 818 nucleotides long. RefSeq lists its product as uncharacterized. The record is from RefSeq and is a predicted model, not a curated record. NCBI's taxonomy places the organism in Eukaryota, Metazoa, Arthropoda, Insecta, Diptera, Psychodidae. Gene Ontology annotation, cellular component: membrane; intracellular membrane-bounded organelle. Gene Ontology annotation, molecular function: heme binding. The transcript is spliced from 2 exons. The coding region runs from base 186 to 626 and encodes 146 amino acids.
GCCAAGCUUCGAGACAUUCAAUCACCACGCGUUUCUCACCACGAUCACAUCGAAAAAGCUUCUAUUCGCCAAUUUAUUUUUGCUUUUUAUUUUGUACAAAAAAAGUGUUUGAAGGGAAUUAUUUUUAAAAGGGAGAAGAAUAAAAUUUGUGUGGAAAGUGAAAGAAUAAGAAAAGAGAAGAAAAAAUGGAGACGAAGCGUGAUUUGGUUGAGUCCCUGGAGACAAACAAUUUCGUCCAAUUUGCCAUGAAUGCCCUGAGAUUGCGUCGUCAGAAGCCACUCAAUCACCUGGUGGUGGACACCACCCUCACACAGGACACAGAGGAGGAAGUUGAACUACCCGAAAUAUCCUUGGAGGAGGUGGCAAAUCACGACAGUGCCACAGAUUGUUGGAUCGUCAUCUACGAUCGCAUUUACGACGUCACGAAAUUCCUCAAAUUGCACCCCGGUGACGACUAUGUGAUACUCGAGCAUGCUGGGAGGGAUGCCACAAUUGCCUUCCGUGGGGCAGGACACAGUCAGGAGGCGGUUGAUUCACUAAAGAAAUGGCUAAUUGGACAACUCCCUGAGAAGGAGAGGAUAUUCCGCUGUGAGAAGCCCAUCUUCAAGAUGGAUCUCCCCAAGUGAUGGAGCCCUCACAAAACACAUCAGAAGGUUUCUUAAAACAGUAUUGAUGAAUAUCAAUCCCAAAAACGGAAAAGUGUCUUUGUCCAUUCUGUGUAUACCUACUUAUUAAACUAACUUUAAAUUGUACAUUAUUUAGAAGUUUAAGACUCAUUGGCCGCGUGGUUCUUAAUAAAUAAUUUUAGUAGAAAUGAA